AACGACUUGCCAACUCUCUCCCUCUCUCUCUCUCGCGAGCUUCAUCCUCACCUCACCGAUGACGCGGUAACGCAAAGGAGAGCUUGGGUUUAGCUGAUCCAAAUGAUAUGCGCACUGUUAAAUCGUGAGCUCGGGCUUGCGUUCAGGAGGGUCCUGAGGUUUCUCGACCAAUCGUUGGGGGUAGCGAUGGGCUGCUUCUUCGUCUGCUUGCGAGCGAAGGACGACGGCGAUCGGCGUCGCCACCUGCCUCAAUCUGCUCGACCCAAGAAAGCCACGGAGGCGUUGGUGUCUCGGAAUCGGCUAUCAUCGUUAUUUUUAGUUGAAGAUAGAGAAGACAUUCCAAGUGAGGACCGGGAUAAUAGCUCGUUUGGUACUCCACAGCAGAUCAGCAAGGAUGUCAAAAAUGAGGCUAAGUUCCUUAAGGCUUGUGGAACCUUACCAGAGACUCCUGCAGAAAUUCGGAAAGCAACAGACACGUUCAAGUUUUCACCACCGAAUAAUGGAGAUUCAGAAAGUUCAAAGUUUCACUCAUGGCUUCCUCAUACAUCUAUCAGGAAACUUCAGCCAACUAAGCCUACUGAACUUUCCCGAACACCUGUUGAACUUUUCGUAGAUUCUGGAAGUGAUUCUGCUUCUCAAGAGCAUGCACCUCCAAGCUGUAAAUCAAACGUUGAGAGCACUUUGAGCAUUCCUCUGAACUCAACCGAAGGCAGUGGUGAAGAGAAUGUGAAUACGGCAAUCGAGAUUCUAGCUGCAGAGAACAGCAGUAUUUUAACUCCAAUCACACCUUGGGCUUCUGUCUCGCACUCUCAGUAUAGGAAAAAGUCGGUUCAUUUUGACCCUGACACUGAUAUAUGUUCGCUUAGAAGUUCGUUUUCCAAAGAUGCAAGCCACAGUAUCAAAGGUUCUGAAUCACAGGGUAAUCAGAGUACAUCGAGGCCUUCACCUUAUCCAACCCCUCUCAAGCUAUCUGAUGAGAUGCAGACACCUGGAACUGUUUUCCCGGCAUACAUGGAGAAUUUACCACAUGGAAAGCCAAGAAUCAGGUCUGAAUAUAUUUUUUCAGUUCCAAACACGAACCAGAAUAGCAUGCAGUUGAAGGUUUUUAAGGAGGAGGAUGCUCACAAUCAUCGACCUUCGGGCGAGCUAAAUGAAUCACUUGUGCAGCCUGUAGAUGAAACAUUGAACAGCAGAACACAGCUGGACGAGACUUCUUUGGAACAGGAUUUUAAGGGUGAAACGACCCUGGCAGCUUGGCUGAAGCCGCCUCUUCACAUGGAAAAUGACGUUAACAAAUUUGGCUCUGUAUCUUACGGGAAAACUCGUCUUAGUAGAAGUCCCGCAGAUAGACCAAUCAUCGGGCUUGUUGCUGCACAUUGGAAGGAAGAUGAACAACCUCAUGUCUCACAAAAGUGGUGGGAUGGGAAUGGAAUUCCUAAUUCGACUAAUAAGUAUAAGGAGGAUCAGAAAGUAAGUUGGCACGCGACACCAUUUGAGGAGAGGUUGGAAAAGGCUUUAUCUGAGGAAACUUUUGUCGGUCAGAGGAAGAAUCUUAGUGGAGCGCCAAUGCCUGUUGAGGAUGCAGAUGGGGACACAGCCAUUUCUCAAGUGAAGGAUCGAGAUCUCUGUUGGCAGCAUGAUAUAGCUGCUUCCAGAACAUAGAGACGUAGAAAUUUUUGUACAUCGUCGACUGCUCAGUCCUUUUGUCUGAAUCUGCUCCGAUUUAUUUUUA
This is a messenger RNA of Rhodamnia argentea, 1732 nucleotides long. Its product is annotated as protein JASON-like. The transcript has 8 exons. Bases 103 to 1662 code for a protein of 519 amino acids. Gene Ontology annotation, biological process: male meiosis II. NCBI's taxonomy places the organism in Eukaryota, Viridiplantae, Streptophyta, Magnoliopsida, Myrtales, Myrtaceae. The record is from RefSeq and is a predicted model, not a curated record.